Molecule: messenger RNA, 6811 nt
Organism: Astrephomene gubernaculifera
Lineage: Eukaryota; Viridiplantae; Chlorophyta; Chlorophyceae; Chlamydomonadales; Astrephomenaceae
Source: the annotation of a GenBank genome assembly
GAAACUUCUCCUUGGGUGAUAUUUCGUUUGCACCUAGACCACAAAAGGGCAGGGGUUCCACACUAUUUGUAUGAACGGAACGAUAUAUAGAAAGCAGCUGUAAAGGCACGGGAUUUGUCUGCCAUGUCCUGCGUGGACACCGCAAGCAAGCAAUCCUCGCCAGACAACUCCUAGCGUUGGGCACAAAAUGCGCCAAGGGCUAAGCGCAGCAUCAGAAGCACCCAGGGCUCAACCAGAGCAAACCAAUGAGCCCACAUUAGAGGAGCAGGAAUUGGAGGACGAAGAUGGCAUCGGCGAUGCGGACAUGCGCCUCGACGAGCAGUGGGACCCGGGUGUAUUUCGAAUUAGGCCUCGGCGGACGGCAAAUGUCUACAGCGGCGUUGCUGCUGCAGAAACAGGCGCUUCACAAGAUGUAGGGGGUGAAGGAGUGCCUGCGUUGCCUUCCUUCGCCAGUCCCACGCUGCGGAUAGGAAAGCUUGUGGUGUCGACAACCAGCUGCAGUCAUCCCAAACCCGGCAUCAUUGUCGGCAUGGAAACCGCUGGGGGAUUUCCAGUCGCAUGGCCCGGGGAAGCCCGGCCUGGCAAACCUAUAGUGCUCAACCGCAGACCCGUCGCAACCAGUUCCCUCAUCGCAGUCCCCCUACCUGCGGGCUACCCUCAGCGCGUGCCGCCACCGGGGCUACCCCCAACCUCCCGUCAAGCGGUCCUUGUGACAGGUGGCCUUAGGUGCAGAGGCGUUGGCAUCCUCAGCAGCACCGGCGGGCAGCGCGGUCGCGUGCUGCUGCUUGGGGAGCCCGGCAGCACGGAGGCCCGGCCUGUCUUCAUCCCGCUGGCGUCCCUGCACAUGCUAGACCCCAGCGAGCUUGCCGCGCCUAGACGAGCACCGCUGGGCUUGUCCUCCGAGCUUGCGGAGCGCCUACGCCAAGCGAUGGACGUGGUGGCCCCUGCGCCGGUCUCCUCCACGCCCAGUACAGCUGCUACACAGCAAGGCCCUGGGCCGGGGCUGGUGGGCGCACCCAGCGGGCAUGCAGGUGCUGCUUCCUCCGCGGCUGGUCAGGGGCAGCAGGCGGCACUGCAGCUUCCGCCCCAGGCACCGCUGCCAUCUCCCAGUCCACCUGAGGAGCCCCCACCGCUGCCCCAGCCGUCGCCCCAGCAGGAGCCCCUACCGGUGCCACAGCAGCCGCAUCCACGGCAGCCUCCGCCACAGCGGCCACAGCAGCAGCAGCCACAGCAGGUUCCCCCGCCAUUGCCCCAGCAGACGCCGCCACCUCCACAGCCGCCCCUCCGUCCGCCGUCGCCGCCUCAGCUGCCUGAGCUGCAUCAGCUGCUGGACCGGGAUGUGGCACGCAACACGUUGAAGUACUACAACCAGUUGACUCUGCAGCCUGCCGCCGCAUCGGACGAGAUAGGGGCACGUGCAUGGAGUGUCCCCAGGGGAGAGGACUUCUCACGCCUCCUCAAGUACAUUCAGUGCAGGGGCGAGUUUGACAUCGCGGGCGUUAAAGACUGCAACCGUGAGGAUGUGCGCAUUAUGAAGGAUGCCUCUCUUCCCCUCCCGGCACCAGCGCCGGGGAAGUCGACCCUGCUGUCGGCGGUUUUUGGCUGCAGACGUGGCCGCCGUCGGCGCCCUUCAACCUCACCGACGCCCAUCGCUUCGGCCUGCUGCGGCUGCACGUACCGCCUGCUCUGUCGCAUCACCGUCAAGGACCCCACGCGUGUAAUGGUGGAGGAGCGCGCACCUCACUGGGGUCACGUGCUGGGGAGCAAGGAGGAUGCGCGGUACCUCAGGCCGCUUCCAGAGGCCGAGGCGCUGGCGUGCGAGCAGCUAAGGCAGAACAUUCCACCCAGCAAGACGAUACAAAACAUCGAGAAGCCGCUUCAGGCGUUGCUGAAGAAGUACGUGGACAUGGGUUGGAUUGGCGGCGAGGCGGCGGCUUGCUCCCGACGGUUUGUCAUAACCGCCGAGCACUGCGCCACCCUGCAGAGGCGGUUGCAGAGGGGCUCGGUGCUGCCCCCUACCGUCGAAACCACGUGGGACCUAGCUGGCCAGGGCAAGGCGGCAGGCACGGCAGGGGCAGAGGCAGGAGCGGCAGCAGCAGGAACGGCGGCAGCAGCAGGAACGGCGGCAGCAGCAGGAACGGCGGCAACAGCAGGAACGGCGGCAGGAGCGGUAGGUGGAAAAGCAGGGGAAGCAGCAGCAUCGGCAGCAGGAGCGGUAGGUGGAAAAGCAGGGGAAGCAGCAGCAUCGGCAGCAGGAGUGGUAGGUGGAAAGGCAGGGGCAGCAGCAGCAUCGGCAGCAGCGGCGGCAGCAGUGGAAGCGCCGAUGGCUGCCACGUCCGGAGCGGCGGCUGCGGGACUGGAAGGAGCGGCGUGGGUUACCCCACAGGAGGGCACGUCGCGUGGCAGCCGCGACAUGGGAGUGCGUUCCCCAUUGAAAAUUGGAGGCCUGGCGGGUAUCGCAGCUGGCACACCUGCAAGUGGGGCGAGGAACGCAUCUCAGUUCAAGGCCUGCGCCGGGCGGAAGAGGAGGGGAGCAGGGGAUUCGGAGGUAGAUACGCCUGACGGGAUUGUGGGAGACUCCGAGCAGGGAGCAAAGAGAGGAAAGGCGGGGGGCCUAACUGGCAUGCAUUGGUGACGUAGGAUGGAGGGUCGCUUAAGGCUGGUCGUUGGGAGGGAGAAGCGGAUGACCUAAAGGGGCUGCACAUCAUAUAGGCUGCUGGCAUACAUUAUCCACAACGUUCUUUUUAUGGUUGGGAGAUCAGUUCCAUCAUUACCGUACAUGUUGUACAGCCACUGGAUCACCAGCACCAGUUACCUGGCACGCCCAAGUGGGACAAGUAGGGAAGCUAACAUUCGGGGUGUUUGUGUACAGGACUUUGCUGAGUCUGUAUCCUGAAACAUCAAACGCUCUUUCAAAGGUUGCGUGCGGCAUUGUUGUCAAUCGUCCUAUGCUGGUAAAAAUGGCUGGAGGUUCAGGGGAGGUUGACAUUCCUAUUCGCUGCCCCUGAACGGUUGAAGGGUUGCCGCAGCUGAAACUACCCUCACUCCUGCUAUUUCCUAUUUGGACAGAUUUGGAGUACAAAUCCUGACAUGGCUGUUGCUGCUGGCGUGGUGUCCUGGGGUUGGGUUCGCCGGGCUUGCACCCAUGCCUCUCCCCAGCUCCACCUUGUUGCGGUUCAGUCGCUGUCCUCAUGAUGAGCGGAAGGUGUCCUGUGCGCCCACGAAGCGGUCCGCCUCUGGUGCGCUGCAGUAAAAGGGCCUCACAGUCGCCCGCGUGUGUGAUGCUACACUUGGGCAAUGUCAUACUAAUCAAAGCAACGGCGACGGUUGGUCGCGCACCAAUCGAGAACUCACGAAGCGACCUGUUGAAAAUACUUCAAUUCUUUUCUAAUUGUAUCCAAUCAAACGUUAAAGUCUCGACGAUAGACACACUAUUUUCUUCUUUCGAUGUGCCGUGCGUGCCAACUUCAAUUGUGCUGCAUCCCACCUUCCCCGCUUGAACGCUGGCGCGCCUUCUAAAGCACAAUAAAAGGAUGGUUCGCUAGAUACAAUUACACCUUCUUUUUGUAGCUUUGCUGUCUCAGUAAUGUCGAGCACCGACGCACCUGUCCAUCCCGGAGGCGUUCAGUAUAGACUGAGGUUCUUCCACAAAUGCAGGUUACCAGGCACCUGCGAUCACGAGCAACCAGAUAGAUACCAAGUCCAAGGAAGUGCCAUCGAGUCCACGUGUGGCGCUCCCCUCGUUGUCGUGUUAGUCCGCUACAAGCAUGACCCAGAGAGCGGGCUUACUAAGGAGUGCCGGCGUGCGCAGCUUGCGCCUGGAAAGUCCCAGUUUGCAAUUAAGACGGUUGUGGUCCCUUCGGACCGGCUUCUGGAGUAUAUGCAGCAGCCGCUGCUGCAGCAGCCGAGUCUCACAGACCCACAGGGCCGAAACCUGCUUGGUGGUCCCGAUGUCAGCCCCGACGGCUGCAUCUACGUGACACCCCUGGAGGAGAACGGAAUCGCCCCCCUGGACAACUUCACCUUCAACCUGCCCUGGAACGACACAACCACCAACCACUGCUCAACCGCCACCGAUGUCAACGGCUGCUGCACCCACAAGAGCUUGCAUAGGGGCGAAGGUGAAUCGAACAACGGCGGACAAGCCGCUGCAGGCCUGAGGGGGAAUUGCGGCGCCGGUGGCGGCGGCGGCGGAGGAGGAGGAAUGAAGGCUGAUCCCGGGGCCUCCACCUCCACCCCCCGCCCCCAACUGUGUCUGCUGGUGCAGCUGCUGAGGCGCAGUACGGACCAGCCGGGCAAGUGGAACGUGUACGGCAUGCCGCACCUGGCGUCGCGGCCCUUCCAGGUCAUUUCGCGCUUGACUCUGCUCAAGCUGCAGCGGCUGCAGGCCAUGCGGACCCAACAGCAGCAGCAUCACCAGCUGCUUCAACAGCAGCGGCAGCAACAGCAGCACCCAGGACUAGUAGCGCAAGACCCGCUCCGCCAGCAGAUGCGACUCGGUCCGCAGCAGCAGCAGCAGCUGGGCAUGACUGCGGGUGGAGGUGGCGGAGGGGGAGUGCGGGAGCGGCGGCGUUCGUCUUACUCUAGCGGCUCGCCGCAUGCUGCUGCUGGGGCCGCGCAGCGUGUGUCACGGCCUCGCCGGCGCUCCUGCCUCUCCAAGGACACCGCCCAUGAUGACCUACCCGCCUCCGCUGCCGCCCUUGGGCUCAACCCCAUUCGAACACGCGACGGCGGCGUAACGCCCGCCACCGAUGCAACGCCCGCCUCCACCCCCAUGGGCGUCAGGACGGCACCGGAGACCAGCCCCGGCCCGCUGUCCCCACACAGCAGCGGCAACAGCAGGCUGCCCCCUGUGCCGCCUCGGUCGCCGCUUGCCGCUAGGUCGGGGACGCCGGUUGGCAGCUCCAUGGCGGGGUGCGGCACCCUGGGCGUCGGGGCGGCUGGAGAGGUUGGGUCGCAGCUGCAGCAGCAGCGGCAGCACACGCCGGAGAACAGGGUCGCGGAGCUGAACACCGCGGGCUUGCAGGACCUGCUGGACGGGCUUGCGGCGCAAGUGCUGGAAGAUGAAGACUUCAUGGAGCUGAGCUGCCCCCAGAAGCGAGUGCGAUCCAACGUGACCCUUCCCGACGUGGCAGCCUUCGCCUCAGGCUGCAGCUCAAGUGGCCUCCUCUCACCCGCACACACAACCACCAUGUUCGCAGACCAGCAGCUGCUGGCACGUGGAGGCGGCAUGGGCAGCAGUGUGAGCGCCCCGCUGCCUGUGCUGAGCCAGCACCUAACCCAGCAGUUCUUACAGCAAGGGCAGCAGUACCUGUCCCACCGGGGGGGAGGAAGCUGGUCGACAGAGAACUCAGCCGAGCGGCUGAUCACCCUGGGAGGGCGUCAGGCGGUAUUGGGUACCCUUCCCGGCAUCUCCUCCUCGGGCGGUCUCCUGCUGCCGAGGGAGAGCGGCCUCUUGAGUCCGACCUCACGAGCUGCAGCGGGGCUCAUGGUUGUGGGAGACGGCUGUGACGGCGGCGGCGCAGGUGAGGGAGCCAGCAGCGCCGCCGUCAACGGUGGUGACAGCGCCAGCGGCCAUUGCAUCACCGGAGGCCCCAUGCACGGAGGCCCGCAGCAGCAGCAGCAGCAGGUGGUGGGUGACUGGGUGCAGCAGGCGCUUCAGGCCAUGGAGCUGGAAACACAGCUGGAGCUGGAGCAGCAGGAGCAGCGGGGGCGGCAGCAGCAGGAGGGAGGUGGUCCGCAGGCGCUGGGGGGGCAGCUGGGGCAACAACAACAACAACAGACGGAGCAGGAGCGGCAGGGGCUAGGUGUUUUGCCAACAAGCCUAGCCGGUGGUGGUGUCCAGGAGUGUCAGAGCAGUGGGGCGGAGAGCAUGGAGGUGUAGAGGCUGGGGCGAAGGGCAGCUGGGUACAUGUAAAUAUAUGCUUGUGCAGCAGGGGAUGGCGAUUGCGAGUGAGCUACCGGUAGGUAACAUGGGCGCGGCGCGGGUGGUGGGGGCUUAUGCGCGAUACAGCUCUCAUUCGGAUUUCGCAGCCGGAUUGCUUGGAUGGGGUGGCGGGGCCAGGUCCUCGUGUCCUCGUGACAACCUCUUUAUUACCGGGUGCGUACAGGAGCACCGCAUGGAUGAUGAGCAUAAGCCUGUUGGCGUAAACUGCUGAGAGGGACGAACAUGUUUCCCUGCUGGAUUCAGUCCUGCUGGUCAUGGCGUUUGCGAACUCCCAGGCUACUAUAUAAAUUCCGGUGUGUGUACAUACGCAAGGCGACGGCAGCGGAGCUCCAACGUUUUUGGUUAUAGUAUGAAAGGUGCUUUGGGGGGUCGCCUGUUAAGGCUCGCAAGCAAGGUCGGUGUUUCUGUGUUUCACCGGUGUACAUAUAUGUGUAGUCGUAGCAAUACUGGGAGCUUGAGGCCAGUAGUGCACCUGGUGCGCGUUCCGCUAGUUCGGUGCCAGAAAAGUCAUGGCAGUAGUAAAGCGCUUAGCGCCCGUGUUGGUAGUGUAUAUGGCACUCGCUGUGGAUUAGAAAGAGUGGGGUCUGGGGUGUGCUCGCCCCUGCGUGUCUAGAACGUGGGGGACCGACUCGGGUUACAUUAUUAUUUUACACGUGUUAAUGCAUACGUUGGCUGCACACGUGUUUAAGUCCCUUCCUUGUUAAGCAUGCGGCUUGAGAAGAGGAAAUUAUUUAACAUUCGGAGAGAGGGGGGUAUUUAUCCUUUGGGACGGUGCCCAGCGCACAUUGAAAUGUGCUGCUACCGGUAUGCGGCAAGCCACCUGUUGGUUAUUAGUUAAGUCGAAAACGCUGACAGCAGCACUGG